Molecule: messenger RNA, 834 nt
Organism: Aphidius gifuensis
Lineage: Eukaryota; Metazoa; Arthropoda; Insecta; Hymenoptera; Braconidae
Product: putative mediator of RNA polymerase II transcription subunit 10
Exons: 7
Coding region: 1-834 (277 amino acids)
Biological process (GO): regulation of transcription by RNA polymerase II
Cellular component (GO): transcription regulator complex; nucleus
Source: RefSeq, a predicted model, not a curated record
AUGGAUGAAGCUGGCAUUGAACAAGAACAACUACUUUGUAGUUGUUGUCGAAAAAAUGUUGAUUUUUUACGGGUUGGGGAAACAGAAACCAUGAAAACAUUUCAUGAGUGUUUGAAAGAUUAUCAAACUUUAACAAUAAUCAAGGGCGUUGUUUAUCCAGUGAAUGCAAAAAGACCAAGCCCAUUGGAGAACAAUGAACAGUCAAAACAACAUCAAGAACAACAACAACAAAAACACUUGAAACAACAAGAAAAGUUAAAACCAUCACAACAACAGGAACAACAGCAACAACGUAAAGACAAAUUUUGGGAUGAUGAUGUAAAAGAGAUUUUAAUUGAAAAGGUGAAAAAAAGACCUCCUUUGUGGAAUUACACAUUGCCAAUAAAAGAGAGAACAGCAGGAAUCACUGGAAUCUUAUGGGAUGAUAUUGUUCAAGAAUUGACAGAUCAGUUUCCAGAAUAUGAGUUUGAUGUGAAAGAAGUCAAGGAUAAGUGGAAAAACCUAAAAGACUAUUUCAACAGGCUAAAAGUCAUGAGAAAAGGAACCACAGGAUCUGCUGGUGGAUCACAGCCAGACCUGUGGAUCCACGAAAAAGCCCUUGGUUUUUUAGAUGAGGAAAUUGAAUUGGAUGAAACUAUUUCUAAUAUACCUUGCGAGCCUUCUGCACCUGUUCAAUUCCGCAGGGGUCAAAAAAGAAAAAAUGAUUCAGUUGAGAAGCUUGUUACUGCUGUGACUAACUUAGUAAAUAGGGGAGGAAAUGACAACAACAACAAUAACAACAAUACCCCAAUUGGACCUGGUGAUCCAUCAAAAAAUCCAAAGGUUAUAAAUUGA